Molecule: messenger RNA, 345 nt
Organism: Eptesicus fuscus (big brown bat)
Lineage: Eukaryota; Metazoa; Chordata; Mammalia; Chiroptera; Vespertilionidae
Gene: TEX53
Product: testis expressed 53
Exons: 3
Coding region: 1-345 (114 amino acids)
Source: RefSeq, a predicted model, not a curated record
AUGCUGGAAGUUAAGAGAGCUGAUAGAUGUCAAAGGACCUGUCCAAGAUGCUCAACGAACGCCAUUGUCCUUGACACCUUGGCUGUUUCCCUUGCUUAUCUUCUAAGAUUGAAUUCACUGGGAAAACGAGCCCACCAAAACAUGGCGUCAAAGUUCUUCUGUUGUUGCUGUGAGUCCAGCGAGGGGCCUCCUAACACUGUCCACCCCUACGAUGCAGCAAUGUCCCAAGAGAAUCAUCCACGGACCUUCGAUCUAAACACAAGUCCUCACAGAAAUGGUGGGCAAAAGAGAUGCCCCCACCCCAACAACACGAUGAUGAAGGCAUGUACUAUUGGGAGACCCUGA